This is a messenger RNA of Racocetra persica, 214 nucleotides long. Lineage: Eukaryota; Fungi; Glomeromycota; Glomeromycetes; Diversisporales; Gigasporaceae. The record is from the annotation of a GenBank genome assembly.
AUGCUUAAUUUACUUGAUCUUAUUCUACCAGAAUUAAUAUCAUUUAUUACGAAGUAUCUUCCGAUUCAAGAUCUUAAAAAUUGCUAUAGUCUAGAUAAAAUAUGGAAAACCGAAGCUAUUAGAGAAAUUUGCAAAAGAUUAAUAGUAGACUGCUCAUUCAUUGAUAGUAAAACAACUGUUAAAGCACUUAUUGAUCCCAAAUCCCAGUAUAAUA